CCUUCAUGAACACAUUAGUAUGUGAUCAGAGAGAAUACAGAGUUUCUCCACACCAGAAGCCCCUGUGUUACACACAAAGUGCUGACACUGGCCAGCUCAGUGGUGCAGACCGUCUCAUCGGUGACAAGUUUUCACUUCUCUUGGAUCCAAAACUACUUCUGCUAUCAAGACUCUGAUUUCCUGGAAGGAGUACGUUAUUAGCUGGAAGUGAUGGCACAGCGUUACUGCACCCUGGGAUGUUUUCUAGCCCUGGUUUAUGGGGACAAGCUGUGGGAUGUUCCAGUCCCUUCUGAGAAGUUCCUUGGUUCUGGAAAAAUGAAUUGGGAGCCUCAAUGUCAAUACCAACUGCGCCACCUGCAGGAUGGAGCACGUAUUUCUGCAAUUUUGCCGCCCAACAUAGAAGGUCAUUGGAUUUCAACAGGAUGUGAAGUCCGACCUGGACCAGAAUUUCUUACCAGAUCCUACAUGUUCUAUCCUAAUCGUUUGUUUAAAGCUCUCCAAUUUUACUACAUGGAUCCCCAGUGCCAUCAGCCGUCCUAUUCUCUGGUGAUCAAGGGAAAACUGCGCUUGCGCCAAGCAUCAUGGAUAAUGAGGGGAGCUACAGAGGCAGACUAUCACUUGCACAAAGUUGGAAUUGUGUUUUACAGCCAGGAGGCCAUGAGUAACAUUAAAGCACAGAUGAACAGGACAUGUGCUGAUUUUGUAUCCACUGGCAGGACUUGGGCACCAGGAAGAGUAUAUGAGCUUCUCAGUGACAAAGCAGAUAGAGACUGUACUGCUGCCAUUAACUUCACUAUGCAUGAGUUAAGCCUGGUGAGACUGGAAAAACAAUACAACUCUCAGCAGAUGGGCGGACUGGUAGAGAAGCUGUUUCUGGGAGACAUCCACACAGAGAUAUCGGAAAGAAUCCACUACCGACCAAAUGGAUACCAGCUGCCACUACAGAGUGCCAUGCACCAUGUCUAUCCGUGUCGGGUCUGUGAAAUUAUAUACAAUGCGGAUGAACACCAACCACCAGUCCUGCCUCAGACUCUGCAACCACAAGGCCAUCUUAAAGGUAAAUGGGUGAGCAGCCAGUGUGAAGUGCGCCCAGCUGUCCUCUUUCUCACCCGCUACCUGAUAUUCCACGACGAUAACCAUACGUGGGAAGGAUACUACUACCACUAUGCUGACCCUCUCUGCAGACAGCCAACUUUCACCCUUUGCGCUAGAGGACACUACACUAAAGUGGAGAACUCCAAGCAUGUUAAAGGAGGCACAGAACUUGUGUUCACAGUAAGCAAAGUUUGGGUUAAACCAUUAAGCCAGGAAAUUUUGCAGAUGUUGAAUACCUCUCCGUCUGGGAACUGUGGUGUGGCCGGAUUAUGGGCCAUGGGGGAGGAACAGGACAUUGCAGGAACAGGAGGCUGUGAUGUGUUGGGUAUAAGCCUACCACACACUGAAUAUGAACUUUUUAAAAUUGAGCAAGACAACAGUGGGCGCCAUCUCCUGUACUUGGGUGAGAGGCCAACCGAUGGCUCCAGCCCAUCAACACCCAACAAACGGCCCACAUCAUACCAGCCCCCUCUUAUCCAAUGCUUUGAUGAGCUCACACUACCUUCCAAGCAAAGUCUCUCUAUGGAUUUUGCACCGAACAUUGCACACUUAUCCUUGCCCCAUUUUUGGGCUCUGCUCUUAAUGUUUAUUGUACUACAUAUUUUAAGACUGAACUGAUUCACUCAGGCUGUUUUUUCAGGUGCAGCUUUCUGACCCUGUCGGAGCUGGGACACUCAUAUUCCACUAAAAAGAAAAAAAUUGAGGUUCUUUUUUGUUUGUUUUGUUUAAAGAUAUUGUACAUAGUAUUCUAUCUAGCUAAUGCACUUGCUGAAAAUAUAUAUAUAUAUUUAAACAAAAAAAAGAUUUUCCUCUGCAGAUGUCUCAGUUCUCAGAGACAAAAGACUAAAAUGAAAACUGCCAGACUGUGCACUGGGAGAAGCAAAAUGGCAGGCAAAUGCUGGCUUAUCGCUGUAAACACUGCACUUUCUCCGACAGAACUCGAGAAGCAACCUGCAGGUGAACUGCAAACAACAGGUCUUUUUAAUCCUGCAACAGAUUCACCACUUCAUUACAAUGAACAACUGAAGCCAAAAUAUGGUCUUCAAAAACACUUAAAAAUAAAAAUUUACAUUUUAAAGAUUGAUGGAAGUCACUAUUUUAAAAUUAAGGUUUGUGCAAACCACUAGGUAAGAUUUCCCAAUGAGCCAAAUCAAUGUACAGAUUUGUCUUCAUACAUCAUUGCUGCAGUCGUGCCAAACAGUCCCUCUCAUCGCGCCAGGCCCUUUAGGUUCUGCUAGCAUUGGGCAUCUUUUUUGCCAAAAAUGCAUCUACUGUAGUUCGCAACACAACUAGUGUGCACCAGGAGAAUGUGCUGAUUAAUUUAAUAUGCAACACUUGUACAGAUGGAGCAACGAUCAUCUUGGCUUCACUGCUGCGCCUAGGUGCACCAUGGUUUAUUAGCAUAAGCCUUUCAUCUAUUGUUCUCAGCUGCAAUACAAUAAGAGAAAACAAUACAACAUGGGAUUAAGUCCGACUGCCCUGGCACAAUUAAUCCUAUUGAGGCCAAGAUAAAGAUGGCUCUAUCUGUACAUCUGUGCUUUUUCCAUGCCAAUUUCGUUGGGCUUCAUAGACACACUCAGUCGCACACAGAUAUACAAGUGUUGCAUAUAUAAUUAAUCAGCAGCCUCCUGGUGCCCGACUAAAGGGCCCUACACAUUGACCGAUCCACCGCCGAGCUGCCCGACGGCGUAUACGGCCCACCCAGCGGCGGGGUGGGCAGUGAACUUCACACCCCCCGUCACCCGGCUCCAUAGAAAUGCAGGCAAAUAUGGACGAGAUUGUCCAGAUUGGCCUGCAUGCACAGCCGACGGGGCACCAGCUAUGAACGAGCACAGGGCCGCACAUCGUUCAUCUCUGGUGACUCCACACUCAAAGAUAUGAACGUUAUCUCGUUCAAUAAUGAACAAGAUCGUUCAUAUCCUUGAGGAUUGUCGGCCAGUGUGUAGGGCCUAUAAGAUGCAUUUUCAGCAUAGAAAAAGACACCCAAAUCUAGCAGAGUUGCACGAGAUCUAAUGGUUCUCUCAUGCCGGGCAUUUCGCACUGAAGCUAGAUGUAGGACACAUCUGUACUAAUGACAUCUUUUAGAAGUCUGACAACUUUAAAAUGCUGCCUGAACAAUUCUAUAUACAGGCAGACUUGAUAAGUAAAACAAAAUUAUAUUAAUUUUUUUUGCCUUAUCUACUGUUGCAUAUUAUUUUAUGACUGCUAAGUGUCCAACCUAGAGACCAAAGCCACUUGGAGAAGAGUCCAUAAAAAGUGGAGCAAUCUCUAAAUGUUCAUUAAAAAAUGUCUUUGUUGGAACAAAGAUUUUUAGCCCAAACUACACCGGCUGUUCACCAAUUAGCUGCAGUAAUUUGCCACAGCUAAUGGAUUCAGCUGGGGCCAUAAGCGAUUAGCAGUCGUCAGAGCCAUGAUAACACACGGGAUCGGGAACUUAUCCCGAAUUUCAUGUAUUAUCGCAUGAUCGCGGUCCUUCUUUGAUCAAUAAAAAUGGCAUAUAAUUUGAUAACAUGAUAAUAAGCACUGAUCAAAAACUAUCAGGCUGUUUUUAUCGGCCAAAAAAGGGUCGCACCAAAUUAGCGUUAAAACGGAUUUUUUGGAUGUAAAAAUGUACCUUGACGCACUUUACAAACAAAAAAGUUGCCUUACUUAGCAUGUGCUCUAUAGAACUAACAUUUUAUUGACAUGUGAAGCUGCAGCAACUUUAACAAAAAACCCUACAAACGAUAAUUAUUAAAACAAGGCAACGUUUGCACUAUUCUGUUUUAUAGAAUAUUCACCUCAGACAAUUUAUACACUUAGAUCAGGCAUUCACAACCUUGAUCCUCAAGGCUCACUAGAGUGCAGGUUUUAGUGAUAUCCAGCACAGAAGGUUACAUCCAAAUAACUGAGGUACUAAUUAAGUCACUUGUGCUGAAGCAUGGAUAUCACUAAAACCUAAUGUUAAGCGCAUCAUUGCAAAAAUCCUCUAUAUUGUUUAAACAGCAGCCUGAUUCUCAACAGCAGUAAAUAAGACAGACUGCAAACCUGAGACAAUGCCAGGGCUGUUUUUCCAAGCACAAAGUGCCGGGAAUCGCCAGCCCUUAAAAUGAUUAUUUUUUUGUUCCAGAUGUAAUCAAAUUGAAUUAAAAACCAACAUUUUUAUCGA
Molecule: messenger RNA, 4243 nt
Organism: Pseudophryne corroboree (corroboree frog)
Lineage: Eukaryota; Metazoa; Chordata; Amphibia; Anura; Myobatrachidae
Gene: APCDD1L
Product: APC down-regulated 1 like
Exons: 4
Coding region: 211-1713 (500 amino acids)
Biological process (GO): negative regulation of Wnt signaling pathway
Cellular component (GO): plasma membrane
Molecular function (GO): Wnt-protein binding
Source: RefSeq, a predicted model, not a curated record